Molecule: messenger RNA, 2290 nt
Organism: Panicum virgatum (switchgrass)
Lineage: Eukaryota; Viridiplantae; Streptophyta; Magnoliopsida; Poales; Poaceae
Product: wall-associated receptor kinase 3-like
Exons: 2
Coding region: 46-2163 (705 amino acids)
Biological process (GO): cell surface receptor signaling pathway; protein phosphorylation
Cellular component (GO): plasma membrane
Molecular function (GO): ATP binding; polysaccharide binding; protein serine/threonine kinase activity
Source: RefSeq, a predicted model, not a curated record
UGCACACUUGCCAUUUCAGAGGAACGCAGCCAGCCUCGUCGUGCAAUGCGCGGCCUCGUCGUGCCGCUGCUGCUGCUGGUGCAGCUCGCGACGGCGGCGGCGGCGGCGAACAUCGCCUUGGCGGGCUGUGAGAGCAAGUGCGGCGAUGUCGACGUGCCUUACCCUUUCGGCACCACGUACGGCUGCCACCGGACGGGCUUCAAGGUCACCUGCGACCGCGCGUACCAGACGCCAAGGCUCUUCCUGCAGAGCGACGGCCCGGAGGUGCUGGCGAUCUCCGUCCGAAACAGCACGGUGCGCGUCCGCGCCACGGCGUGGUCCUUCGCCGCCGGCAACGCGAGCGAAGUGAGGGUCAGGGUCCUCCCCGCCAAACUCCGGCCGUACGUGCUCUCCGCCGCGCGGAACAGCUUUGUCCUCGUCGGCUGCGGCUUCCAGGCCGCCGCGCGGACGGCGGCGCCGCUGCGGCAAGGAGCCGCCACCACGUUCGGCUCGUGCGCGCCGUCCUGCCCCGCCGACGACCCGCAGAAGCUCCGGCGGGGCGUGUGCCACGGCGUCGGCUGCUGCGAGUCGCCCAUACCGACGGGUCUCAAGUCCUUCCGUGUCCAGUUCUCCUGGCAGGAGCAGAACGCCACGGCACGGCCGCCAUGGGUGACGCCCGGCGCGAGCGUGCUCACGGUGGAGCAGGAGUGGUGGCGCGACAGGGAUAACGUGUUCGCCGUCAAGAUGACGCUUCUCUCCUCCGGGAACGCGGCCGGGCUGGUGAUCCCGGCCGUCCUGGACUGGACGCUCAACAAGUCGUUGUGCGCGGCGGCGGCGAAGCGGUCGGACUUCGGCUGUGUCAGCAAGAACAGCGAGUGCCUCAACUCCACGAGCAGCGCCUACGGCUAUGUCUGCCGGUGCAACGACGGCUACGAUGGCAACCCGUACGUGUCAGAUGGGUGCCAGGGGCCUCGAAGACAUGUUGGAUCUGGAGUAUUUUUUGCGAUGGGGUUUGGCAUUGGUAUGUUCCUUUUGCUUCUGGUUCUUGGAACAAUUUUUGCAACAAAAAGACUCAAGAUUCGUAGGGCUAGGAAGAUGAGGGAGUAUUUCUUCAAGCAAAACCAUGGGUUGCUUCUUCGACAACUAGUAGAUAAAGACAUCGCUGAAAAGAUGAUCUUCAGCUUGGAAGAGCUUGAGAAAGCAACCAAUAUGUUUGAUGAGGCUCGCAUCCUGGGUGGCGGAGGGCAUGGCACUGUCUACAAAGGCAUAUUGUCAAACCAGCAUGUUGUUGCCAUUAAGAAGUCUAUAGUUGUAAUUCAAAAGGAGAUUGAUGAGUUCAUAAAUGAAGUCGCAAUCCUUUCUCAAAUCAACCACAGAAACGUAGUGAAGCUUUUUGGAUGUUGCCUCGAGACAGAAGUGCCAUUGCUGGUCUAUGAGUUCAUUCCAAAUGGAACUCUUUAUGCCCACCUUCAUGUUGAAAGCUGUCAUAAAUCACUACCAUGGAAAGAUCGGCUACGAAUUGCCUUUGAAGUUGCUUGUUCCCUGGCAUAUCUUCACUCAGCCGCUUCGACAUCGGUGGUGCACAGGGACAUCAAGACAUCCAACAUAUUACUAGAUGACCGAUUAACAGCAAAAGUGUCAGAUUUUGGUGCCUCAAGAGGCAUCGCAAUCGAUCAAUCUGGAGUGACAACUGGUGUGCAAGGAACACACGGAUAUAUGGAUCCUGAGUAUUACCACACAGGACGAUUGACUGACAAAAGUGAUGUGUACAGCUACGGCGUUAUGCUUGUUGAACUACUGACGAGAAAGAAGCCAAGUAUGUACUUGUCGUCUGAAGGUGUCAGUUUAGUGGCACAUUUUGUCACGUUACUGAAUCAAGAUAAGCUCAGUGAGAUACUUGAUGAGCAGAUCAUGGAAGAAGAAGACGAGCCCAAACAAGUGGCCGCCAUAGCAGCAAUGUGCUUGAGGAUGAAGGGAGAAGACAGGCCGACGAUGCGGUAUGUGGAGAUGAGGCUUGAAGGACUGCAAGAUUCAGACAUUUACAUUUCAGGGAUGGAAGAGCAGCUGGCUGACCUGAAUGGCCAAACAUUUCAAGGAGGCGAUGCCAGAGUUGGCGACAACUAUAGAAGUAGGCAGUACAGUAUGGAGGAAGAAAUCAUGUUAUCAGCGAGCUUGCAAAGAUGAUCAUGGCAUCAUAUCCACAUUCCUGCGUCAAACUGUUUCUCUAGUAUGUGUUUGCCCUAUUACUUUGCUUCUCUAGAACAUAGUGUCAUGUUUAAAUAUUUGAAAUUUUCGUAAUACCUUCCAAGUA